This is a messenger RNA of Rotaria sp. Silwood2, 231 nucleotides long. The record is from the annotation of a GenBank genome assembly. NCBI's taxonomy places the organism in Eukaryota, Metazoa, Rotifera, Eurotatoria, Philodinida, Philodinidae.
AUGAAUGAACAAAUUUAUGAAGAAGUUUUUAAUACAUUACCUACUAAUCGUGUUAAAAAUUUUGUUGAAGUUGAAGGUUAUGUUCAACAAGUUAAAUUGAGAGACGUGGACCCAUUAAUUGCACAUGAAAAAUGUAAACAAAUUAAAGGUUUUAUUGUUGAAUUUCCAUUAGAAUUUUUAGCGAAUGAUUUUAUCAUGCCUAGAUGGACAACAGCAGAAGGUCUGAUUUAG